AUGUGGAAUGAAGCGCAAGCGCGUCGAGCCUACAAUGCCUAUGGUGUCGAUUUAAUUAGAACUGCAGGGCUACUCCUACGUACAACCCCUUCCGCCGUUUUCAGGGCCUCCAUACUCUUCCAACGCCUCCAAAGGUGUAUUAAUGCUAACUUUCGCUCCCGUUACCUAUCGUCUGAGGAAACGAAGUGGUUAAUCGAGGAAGCACGAGGGUCGUCUCCUGUGGAAGGGGGGAGUCUACAAGGUAGUUUGGCUGAAUAUUCUUCGAAGAACCAAAUUGGCUGUGCUUCAAGCGAUAAGGUAGAGUACUUGAUUCCAAACCAUGUUGGCCACGAAAUGGUUUCAGGCCUGAUGCCCCUGGCGGAUCUAUUUGCACCCCUUGAUUAUUGUGUUAGCCAUAUUAUUGACCACGAGGAUGUUGGGUUUCUUGCCGCUGCGUGUUUGCUUGUCGCGGUCAAAAUGGAGGAUCCGGGGAUUCGCAUUCGGCAUGUCGUGAACGUUUUCAUGCGGCUUAGCCAGCGCCGCUGUGGGAUCUCCUCAAUGAUUUACCUCAAGCCUCCCCCUGAGCGGUACGAGGACUUCAAGGCCUGUGUCGUUGAAGCGGAAGAGGUCCUCCUUCAGCAGAUCGGCUUCCAAACUUUCGUGGAGUGUCCACAUAAAUACGCGGUGAUCUUUCUCAACAUACUGGUCGAGGACAAGGCUUCGACAAAGGCCGAGAAUGGGGCCGCUUCGCCGGCCUUCACGAGCUGGCUUAGCAGAGCAAUCUCAUGGAUUAACGAUGCACCGCGCUGCGAGAUGCUAGCGCAGUUCCAGGCGAUCGAACUGGCGGCGUUCGCGAUUAAGUGGAGUUGCCCAGGGGGGAUCACGCUGCCGGAGCGAUGGAACGUCGCGCUUGGCGUCCCGGACGAUGUCCUGGAGCGAAUUCAAGCCGCGUAUGAGGGUUAUCUAGGGGGGGUUGAGGUUUCCUCAAAGGAGGAGCUGCACGCGAUCCGGGCCACUAUGCCAAAGGUAGAGUAUCGUACGAUAAUGGAAAAGAUUUUCGCGGCCCAACGCGAAUCCGACCUCGCACAGGGGGCCCGUCAAGGCAAUGAGGACCGGAAGGCUGAGGCUAGUGCAGGUCACCUCGCUGCGAGCGAGUACGACGAGAUGGAUUCGAAACUCGGAAAAAAGACCUCCGCUCCCGCAACUGCUUCGUUCGCGGCCCCCUCGAACUUGCCCGUGCAUCAUCAUCCUCCGGCUGUGGAAAGGUCAAACGGAGCCGACCUCCUCGGCGCGAUCGGUCUGCCGUAUCCUGAACCACCCGCGAUCGCGCACGAUCCAGGCGUACCCCUUCGUGUGUCGCCAAGGCCGCCUGAGAAUGAGGAAUCCGCAUCUUCGUCUUUUUCCGCCUCCGACGACGAGGAUGACUUCGAGUAUGAGGAUCUGCGGCAGGUUCAAAAGCAACGCCGCAAAGAAGCGGCGGAGGAGCUGCAUCGGAGGAACGUGGUGCGGUCCGAGGAACGGCACCGCAAAAAACACCGAAGCCCCGAUCGCCACCAAGAGCGCUCACAAGGCAGACGGCAUCACCACCAAAGCCGCCGCGCCGAUCGUUAUGGCGACGACCGCAAAGGACGAGAUCGUGAGCGCCGCGAUCGAGAUCGAGAUAGCGGUCGAGGAGGAGAUAAGGUGGGGAGGGGCGGGCGUCGCUACGACUUGAAGCGCGAUCACGUCAAGAGAGACGAUGAGCGAAGGAGACGACACUAG
This is a messenger RNA of Phytomonas sp. EM1, 1740 nucleotides long. The record is from the annotation of a GenBank genome assembly. NCBI's taxonomy places the organism in Eukaryota, Euglenozoa, Kinetoplastea, Trypanosomatida, Trypanosomatidae.